AUGUACGUGGCCAGGAUCACUUGCAGAAGAUCAAGAGAAGGAUUUGAUCUCAAGUUUAACCUAGAUUGCCAUUGGUCGAAUGCCCUGUAUAAAGGAUUAGACCACAUCCAGUAUGCAACUUCAGCAAACAAAGUUGUAUUAAACAGAGAUGAUCUAUCAGUUUUUCGUUUUGAUUCCAUGGCUACAAGUAAUGAAUGUGCUUCCCUCUGCAUGAAAGGGAAUGUUUCUGUAUCAACAAAGUCGGAUUAUCAACAGAAAUACCCUUGUACCCUACAAACAACGUCAUACAACUUUACUGGCACCAACGAUGAGGGUGAACUGUGUGCAGGCGUUGUCAAAGGUGCAGUUAUACAUAGCAAGAAUCCAGCACAACAUGCAGCGGAUUUAGAAAUGAUAGAAGAGAAAGAACAGUUCCAAACAAAAUUUAAGAAUCAACAGACAGGACUUCCUAAAGAACUAGAAUGCAUCCCAGUUGAUAGUGGAAGUGACGAGGCACCAUGUUUUGAGCAAGUUCAAUUUUGGUGGGCAAAGAGACACUUUGUAAAACCUACACGUAUGCAUCUUGUUACAAGUAGACACAGUGGUGGUAGCAAUUUAAACCGUGUGGAAUUACAGAAUGGAUGUGAGGUAAAAGCUAGAACAAACCUGCUCGUUCCCAUGACAUUGAAUGGCCUGAAUUGUGAUGAAUCUGGCAAGACUGAUAAUGUAAAGUUGAAGAAAAACAUAUCUGAUGCCAUUAAUGUGCACAAUUCAAGAGUCGACCAGGCAUCUUGUGGAGAUACUGAAAUAAAUUUAUUCAGGGGAUCAGAUUCCAAAGCUAAUCAAAUUCUGGACAUGCAUGUUAAGAGCUUCUUAAGUGGAACAAAGACAGACAAAGAUAAGUUGAAAUUGGAGCAUCCAAAGGUAUACAAAGAAAUCAAAUUGAUAUGGGAUAUCCAAAAUGCGCACGUAAAUACAUCAGUUCCUCAGAGGUACAUAUUCCAUCUUAUUUGUUGUUACAGACAUGACUGUCCCCAUCCAUUGUGUAAGGCGGGAAAGCCAGAAAAUGAUAUCUUUUGGUAUGAUGGCGGCCCACCAAUUGAUGUUAUACCUCUUCCUCUUCCAGAGCGUUUCACUUCGGAGCAAAGCCAGAAUGUCCAAUAUAUAAUUUUUCAUUAUGUCGGAUGUUUCUAUCACUAGUCUUGUCAAUUGUUAUACAGUAAGCCAUUAUGUAUGUGUGUAAAUUGCUAUAAUGUAGCUUUAUAACAUUGUUUAUUGCUUAUAGAGCUAUUUUCUUCUUACUUUAUAUACUCAUGGAAACACCACUUAAAACUGAACAGAAACAAAAUUAUUCAAAAUGCAGUAAAUGCCUUGCUGAAAAUCCUCCGGGCAUAGUAUCGAAUGUCAGAACUGGUUUCACCAAUAUUGUGUGGCUAUUGAAAGCACAGACAUUGAAGGGAUAUGGUAUUGCAACAGCUGCAUUCAGAAAUCUGUCUGCCAAUCAUGUUUCCUCGCUGAACCGUCAGAUAAAACUGAUGAGGAAGUGUUAUGGAUUGCCUGUGACAGAUGCCGAAAUUGGUAUCAUACAUUGUGUGUAG
Molecule: messenger RNA, 1577 nt
Organism: Paramuricea clavata
Lineage: Eukaryota; Metazoa; Cnidaria; Anthozoa; Malacalcyonacea; Plexauridae
Source: the annotation of a GenBank genome assembly